AGGGUGCUUUUACUGUUUUCUACAGGUGACAGGAAAGCUUUGACAGACAACAGCGUCUCAAUGGUCCUGCUAUCUCGAUCGAUCGUCCCUUUCAUAGAAGAAGAAAAAAACACUUUGUGGACUUGCAAUUACCUUAGGAUUGUCAAGAAUAUCAGGGUAGGAGGUGACUUGUGAGCAGCACAAGAGAAUUCUAUCAUGUCGGAGAUCAUCUUCUCAGCUGUGGUUGGCGACCUGGCUGGUAGGGUGAUAUCUCUUCUUGCUGGCCAGUUCAAAGGCCAAGACAGCACGGAAGCUAAGCUCCAAAGGAUUUGCUAUAUGCUCGUCAAGGUUCACAGCGCAAUAGAGGAGGCCAGAGGGAGGCAGAUAACAAACUUCGGCACCCUCGAGUGGCUCUCGGAGCUCAACGAUGGUCUGUACCAAGGCCGCUACUUGCUGGAAACUGUCGGAUGCAGAGAGCAGGAUACGGCUGAAGAUGAUGAGCCUGGUGACAAGGUAGUUGCUGCACAACCUUUCUCCUUGUCCUUGUUCAAUCCUGCAAAGCGCGUGCGCGUAGCUGCGUGCAGGGUGAGGAGCCUAUUGUCUCGCCAUGAUGUAGGUGUUCAUGAUAGGAUAGAUAGAGUGGUAAAGAUCUUGGAAACCAUGUCUGGUGAUCUCAGGGAGUUCCUGAUGCUCCUGCAGACCUGCCAGCCGAUCCAUCGUCCUUUAGCCACUAACAUCUUUGUUGAGGGGCAGAUGUUCGGUCGACAUGUCGAGAAAGAGAGGAUCAUCAACUUCUUGCUGCACAACGGCGCUGGAAAACUGGGUGUGCUUCCGAUUGUCGGGGACAUGGGAGUUGGGAAGACCACACUUGCGCAGCAUGUAUGCGAUGACGAGAGGGUGCGUAGCCACUUCCCAAUAAUCAUGUACUCCAGAUUCUCGUGUACUUUAGUUAUGGCACGGGGUGAGACAACGUUUGUCCUAGAAUCCAAGCACGCACUUGGAGAUGUCAAACAGUUUAUCGAGUCAGUGCAUGGGUUGAAGGAGAAUUACCUCACCAAGAGGUUCCUGAUAGUAUUUGAGGAUGUUGACAUGCCGAAGAAACAGAUGCUAGAAGAGUUACUGCCGAUCCUACGACAACAUGGAAAACAUGGAAGCAAGGUCAUCAUCAUCACCAGCAACAGGGAUGUUGCGAGCAAUAUGGGGACGGUGCAGCUGAUCAACCUGAAGGUCAUGCCGCAUCCAGAGUACUGGUUCUUCUUCAAGUUACACGCGUUUGCCGGCAGAGACGUCGAGGAGGACCCGAGGAUGGUGGCAGCGGGUAAAGCGAUCGCGAGGAAGCUGAACGGGUCAUUCUUUGGAGCCAAGAUCGUCGGAGCGGUGCUGAAAGCCCGUCCCGAUCCCAGGUUCUGGUGCAAGGUCUUGAGAAGCAACAUAGGGGGUAUGUCUCUGCUGGGUGAUGGCAUGGGGUAUAUCUCAGAUUUGGCAGAGAACUUGCUUCCCAGUCACGCAGGCAUGUGCGAGUUGACCAUUUCUAAGAAUCCGUUCACCUCGCAGACAGAACUUGCUAGCUUCGAUGAUCUGUGUCAGGUUAGUCCUUCCGCUAGUGCUGCCCGGCCGGAUGAUGGUUUGGCAGGUGAUAUCCAGUUUGCAAAAGUAUUGGUGUGCAGGACAGUUUUGCCAUUCCAAUCCUUGUACUACACUGCACAUUGCGCUGUGCACGGGGCGGACGAUUCAUCAAAGUUUGUCAGAAUUGGAGGAAGUGGUAGAUUUGCCCAUGUACCCCUGUCAAGAAAAGGUUUUUCCAUAUUAGGAUCAUGAAGAUCUGAAACGAAUUAAUGCUUAAUGCCGUAGAAUCUGAUGAAGAGGAGGAUAGCUUCGUAAGAUCAAUGCAACCGUCGACAUGGGAAAUUUGUUCGUCGUAGAGCUCUGUUUUGAGUUAUAUAUUUUUUUUUUCAAUUUUCCUUGGCGAAUGUAGGAGCCUGCUUGUCGUGCUUCCCUGCUAUAUGCAUGAAGUUGGCGGCCUCGAUAGCUGUAACGUGGCGCUUGACAUGUACAAUGACAAAUCGCGAGUCUCUAUGUGGCGUUCAGAGC
Molecule: messenger RNA, 2070 nt
Organism: Lolium rigidum
Lineage: Eukaryota; Viridiplantae; Streptophyta; Magnoliopsida; Poales; Poaceae
Product: disease resistance protein RGA2-like
Exons: 2
Coding region: 196-1797 (533 amino acids)
Molecular function (GO): ADP binding
Source: RefSeq, a predicted model, not a curated record